AUGCCUUUGAGCCCUCUGCCUACUCCGUCUGCACCAACCCACUCGCUCUUUACUACCAAGACCGAUUCUUUACCUGCUCUCGAUGACCUUGUACAGCUGGAAUCAGAGCUCAGGAUUUUGCGCGAGGAGGCGGCCCUCCGAAUAGACAAAUCAGAAUCGGGACUGCAUACUUCGGAUGUUAUAUGGCGAAGAGCCAAGGAUAAAACAAGAGGACUGGUUCGUGACAGGGAAGCAAAGCCGAAAGAUAACGAUAGGAUAAGGGCGAUCAAACUCAAGCGGGAGACUGGUACUCCAACCCCCGACGCGGAAGACUUUGAUACGAAAUUUGGAAGUCACCCCAGUAGUAACGGGACCGCAUCCAAAGGUUUGGGCAACGGAACGAGGCAUCUCGCACAUACGUCCAAUACAUACAAAAAGUCGAAAAUCGCAGCAGCGAAAAAGCGAAAGCACGCAGACAGCGACGGGGAAGCAUCAGAUCAUGGGGCUACACACUCCCAUAAAUCUAAAGUUAACGGGUCAUCCAAGCUGGCUGGUAGUUCACAAGCCAACCCCCGCGUCGCUGAGGACUUUACAUUACCCAAUCGUGAGAUAGUACCAUCCAAGCCGAGCCUAGCAGCACUAUCUAUAUUCCCAUAUCUCCACCAAACCCCUGAUGAGCCGCAAUCACUUAGACCCGAGAGGUCCACUUUGAGCCGGAAUAAUUCAAAUAUACCCUCCACGGCCUCACCAUCAACACAACCUGACACACGGGAAGAUAUUUAUGCGGCGAGAUCUGCAAUGGACAGUAAUCCCCUGUCGGUGAUGGAUGACUUCUCUGCGGCGCGGCAGCCGCCCAAUCAAACUACGAUCACUACGUUCUGGACAGCGGCGGACCCGUGGAUCAAACCUUUGGGGCUUGAAGACCUUGCAAAUUUGGAACUGGAGGGCGACGAUAUCCAGCCGUACGAAUUCGUACCACUUGGUCGUCAUUAUCUUGAUCGUUGGGACGACGAAGAUACUCAGGCGUUUGCCGAUGAGCUCGGUGCACCUUCCACAUCUAAUCUUUCUGCGUUUCCGGCCUCCACUAUGUCAUCCGCAUUAAACGUUGACCCUCAUCAAUCAUGGGACCCUGCAUCGAUCGGCCCCGAAGACCUCGUGCGAGAUGAGCGUAGUAUGGGGAUUGUGCGUGCCCGGCUUUUGGCAGCGUUCUUACCGGUGCCUGGUGGAGUAAUUAUCGGGAAAGAAGAUGGUGGUGGUGAAGGCGAUGAAAGGGAGAAAGAGCGGAGAACGGGCACAGGGACCGCGGGAGCGAUGGGAAUACUAGAAUUCCCGGAUUUGGAAGAGAGACUGCGAGCUGAAGCAAGUGCAAUAGGUCUAUUGGGUGACGACGAUUCUGAACCGAUCAUUCCGGCAGAUGAUGAAAUUGCAUCCUCACUUCGACGGUUGCAAAGGAUUCUUCGAGCACAGUCGACUCUCAACUCGAUUCGUAAACGGAUCUUGCAAGACCGCGCAAAUCUCGCACUUGGAUUUUCGGAAUACCGCUCUACUCUCGCCACGGUCGAUAAGCCCAUCCAGAUUGCAUAUUCCAAGAUCAUGCGCUCGGCAGCGGCCAAACCAGGGAAAAAGGGAAAGAACAAGGCCCUUUUGAGUGCAAAUAUUUUAGACGAGAAGAUUUCAGCAGGCGGUGUUCCAUUGCAGUUGUCCCCUGAAUUGAUGGAGAGAGUACGACUCCGAAGGCGUUUUGUAGACACGUUUGGUGCGGCACUUAAGGCCGACGACGAUGGCGACGGAGGUAUUCAACCGAGUGGCCAUAUCGAAAUGGUUCAUUUUGUGAAUCCUACCGUACUACCUCGUAGGAGUAUAUACGAAGGAGCAGAGGAAGAGGCCGAGAAAGAGCUCGGAUGGCCAUUCAAAGCUAUGGUUGCUGGCGUCGUUGAGCCCCCUGGGGAUUCAGGAGUCACGAAUGGUCCCAAUUGA
This is a messenger RNA of Rhizoctonia solani, 1956 nucleotides long. RefSeq names its product chromatin-remodeling complexes subunit ngg1. Gene Ontology annotation, cellular component: SAGA complex. NCBI's taxonomy places the organism in Eukaryota, Fungi, Basidiomycota, Agaricomycetes, Cantharellales, Ceratobasidiaceae. The transcript has 7 exons. Gene Ontology annotation, molecular function: transcription coactivator activity. The coding region runs from base 1 to 1956 and encodes 651 amino acids. The record is from RefSeq and is a predicted model, not a curated record. Gene Ontology annotation, biological process: regulation of transcription by RNA polymerase II.